GUUUCAAUUGUUAUGAACUAAAAACAACAUUUCUUUCACUUUCUCUCCAUAUUCAUCCAAAAAACUGAAGCUUUUGAUUCAAAAUUGUUUGGAGCCAUAUUUCUUUCGUUUUGACUUACGGUUGCUUUCGUUUGAGGUUCUGGGUGGUUGGAGAAGACCCUGUGUGCAAACAAAGUCAUCUCACCUAGUUGAAGAUGAUUUUUAAGUUACAUGCAGUGUAUGGAGAAUGGUUGUUGAGAGAUUUCCGUUGGGAUUUUGUGGUUGAUGAUCUCAAAGGAGCAAGAUUGUUUUUAUUGAAUGAAGAUUCAACACAUGCUGAACUUGUUGCAAUGGCUCAAGAAGAUUAUAACCUGGACAUGAGAUCAGUGACUGUGGAGAUUAGCUACUCAUUACCAGCAGAAAUGAUGAUGACUCCAAGCAGUCCUCCCAUUCAUGUUACAAGUGAUAGACAAGUUCGAAACUUGCUCGAGAUACUCAAAACGCAUAGAGUAUGUCUUUGUGUAUCAAGCCGCAGCAAGGUGGAAACGGUUUCAGAGAAAAGAGAAGAAGCUGGUGAUAAUGAUGAAGCUGGUGAAUGGGAAGAAGAUGUUGGUGAUAAUGAUGAAGCUGGUGAAUGGGAAGAAGAUGUUGGUGAUAAUGAUGAGGCUGAUGAAUGUUUUGAAGAUGUUGGUGAUAAUGAGUCUGUUGAAGAUGAAAAUCAAGAUGGGGAGGAGGAAAAUGGGAGGAGGAAAAUGGGGAGGAGGAUGCUGAUAACACUAUUGUUGGUGAAACGGAUCAGAAUGGUGGGAUUACAGUCUUUAUGGAAAGGUUCUAGAUGAGGACGAGGAAGAUGAUGAUAAUAUUUGUUUUGAAGAAAUUGAAAAGACAUAUGCUAAGACAAAUGCUAUUGAAGGAGGAAAAUCGGAUUGU
This is a messenger RNA of Raphanus sativus (radish), 909 nucleotides long. RefSeq lists its product as uncharacterized. The record is from RefSeq and is a predicted model, not a curated record. The transcript is spliced from 2 exons. NCBI's taxonomy places the organism in Eukaryota, Viridiplantae, Streptophyta, Magnoliopsida, Brassicales, Brassicaceae. The coding region runs from base 195 to 818 and encodes 207 amino acids.